AUGGCCCGGGCCUCCCGCACUCUCUAUGCGGGGACAGCAGCAUCCCAAGCCAGAGAGGUGCAUCCGCUGGAGGCUCAGUCAACACGACAGCCCUCUCCACGACGUUCGCCCUCGCCUUCUCUAGAGUCCAAAGCAAGGACACCCAGACCGGUUGCCCGCCCACGGCUUUCUACACCGAACCAGGUGCAGACGAUGCAGGGUGGAAAAAAACUGGAGGCCGGCUUGGCCCUGCGACGCCUAGUUGAUCUGAAAGAUGUUCUAUGUGGAACAAAGGAGGAAAAGUUGAUGGCACCGCGGCCACAGAAGCCGCGGCCGGCGCCUUUGACCGCUGUCAAUGGUUCUGACAGUCCACGGUCCUUAAGAGGUAGCUCAGUGCUCGUCCACCACAUGGCAAGUGAAGAGCUCUUUCCAUCGGCGGACGACAUUGUAGGACAGGCCGAGGCUGCCAGCACCGCCUGCAGUCCGAGUUUGUACAGCAUCGGUGGAGGCGGUGCCGGCAGUUCCACUGCGGAUGAACGCAUGCGCCAGCUAAAGCUCGAGAACCAAGCGCUUCGAGAAGCCUUUGGAGACACCCAGAAGAGGUUAAUGGAGCUGGAGGAUGAGAGACAAAGCUUCCUGGACGAAGGCGUCUAUGACGUGGUGAACUCCAUCUGUGGUCAGACUGGCCUCUCCCCGCGGGAUGCCAAGUGCCUUAUGGGCGAUGUGGAGAACAAGAAGACCAGCGGUGGAGGCACAGUCACGUACCACAUUGGAAGUACGGAUUUCCCGGAUCCGUUGACCUUCUCCGGCUCACCAGUGGCGACCUCCCCGUCUGCGGCCCAGAUCCUUGCCCGGCGCUCGGAGCAAGAUCUCAGGUCCGCGGAACUGAGUGGGGAAAAUGAUAAGCUCCGAAGAGAGCUGGAGCGAACCACCAAGAUCCUGGAGGUGCUGGAGCAACAGAAACAUCAGGCCGAAGACAAGAUGAUGGCCCUGGAGCAGGACGCCAUGGCUUUGGAUCCUCUGUGCCAAAUUCACUUGGUAGAACCACACAUUCUGGCUUGUAUAUAUUUGUAUCAUUUGUACUGUACACACAUAAAUAAACAAAUAUAUACGUAUUACUACAUAUAUAUACAUACAUACAUACAUACAUACAUACAUAUAUAUAUAUAUAUACACAUGUCAUAUUUCAGAGGCAUUUAA
This is a messenger RNA of Cladocopium goreaui, 1179 nucleotides long. The record is from the annotation of a GenBank genome assembly. NCBI's taxonomy places the organism in Eukaryota, Dinophyceae, Suessiales, Symbiodiniaceae.